Nymphaea colorata (pocket water lily) is the source of this 2519-nucleotide messenger RNA. RefSeq names its product heat stress transcription factor A-1-like. The transcript has 2 exons. Bases 421 to 1923 code for a protein of 500 amino acids. Gene Ontology annotation, biological process: regulation of transcription by RNA polymerase II. Gene Ontology annotation, molecular function: DNA-binding transcription factor activity; RNA polymerase II cis-regulatory region sequence-specific DNA binding. Gene Ontology annotation, cellular component: nucleus. The record is from RefSeq and is a predicted model, not a curated record. Lineage: Eukaryota; Viridiplantae; Streptophyta; Magnoliopsida; Nymphaeales; Nymphaeaceae.
UCCGCACCCAACCGGUCGUCCGGCCCGGGCCACAAGGCCGUCUAAUUUUCCAACUCAAAGGGUAAGACCGGGAUUCCGUCAGUUUGUACGCGGCACCGCAGUGUUAGGUCCGGCCUUCCCCUCCCCGGUCAUCUGGUGUUCCACCUUCCGCAAUUACUUUUAUACCCGUAGCUAACUAAAUCCUCUUCCCCUUUUAUCUCCGCCUCCCCUGUAUCUUCUCCCCAGAGCACGAUCCCCUGCUUCCCGCCGUAACUGUACUCCCGCUCUCGUCUUCCUCAGAAAACCGGAGUUUCAGAGUAACGGGAAAACCCUAAUUCUUUCUUGCACGUGAAUUGACGCUUUGACAGGGGGAAUAGCGGCCGCGUUGGAGAUGAGGUGUUAGGGUUUGGGGGAGGAGAACUGGUGGGGUGUGGGGGAAGGAUGGAGUCGGGAGGGCACGCCGGACUUGGCGCCGGCGCGCCGCCGCCAUUUCUGAGCAAGACGUACGACAUGGUGGAGGACCCCUCCACCGACUCGAUCGUGUCGUGGAGCCAGGGGAACAACAGCUUCGUCGUGUGGAACCCGCCCGAGUUCGCCCGCGAUCUCCUCCCCAAGUACUUCAAGCACAACAACUUCUCUAGCUUCGUCCGCCAGCUUAACACAUAUGGUUUUAGGAAAGUUGAUCCUGAUAGAUGGGAAUUUGCAAAUGAAGGGUUUAUAAGAGGUCAAAAGAAUUUGUUAAAGACUAUUUCCAGGCGUAAGCCCAUACAUGCCAAUGCUCAGCCACAGCAGCCACAAGGACAGAGUGCAUCUGUUGGUGCAUGUGUUGAGGUUGGAAAAUUUGGGCUCGAGGAAGAAAUUGAGAGGCUUAAAAGGGAUAAGAAUGUCCUUAUGCAAGAGCUGGUUCGACUGAGACAGCAGCAGCAGACCACUGAUCACCAGUUACAGACAUUAAGUCAGCGCCUCCAAGGGAUGGAGCAAAGACAGCAGCAGAUGAUGUCAUUCCUCGCAAAGGCAAUGCAGAGUCCUGGUUUCUUGGCUCAGUUGGUGCAGAAGAAUGACACUAAUAGGCGCAUAGCUGCAGUAAACAAAAAGCGCCGAUUGCCAAAGCAGGAAGGUGAUUCAGAUGGUGACCACACUCCAAAUGAUGGACAAAUAAUUAGAUAUCAACCUGUUAAUGAGGCUACAAAAGCAAUGCUCAUGCAGAUACUUACCAUGGGGUCAUCUCCUCGAAUUGAGCCAUCUUCAAACCCCCCUGAUAGUUUCUUGAUUGAUGGUGUUCCAUCAACUUCUGAAGGAUUUGAGAAUGGAACUUCAAGUCAAUCAUCUGGCGUAACCCUUGCAGAGUUGAAACCAACUUCUGGGCUUGAACAUGGGCCUGCCACAACAGGACUUCCAGAGGUUUCAUCAUCUAUUGUGCUCCCAGAGAUCGAAACGUCAGCUUGUGUGUCUGACAUAGUUGCAAGCUUGAGUGAGCUACAUGACUCAAAUGUAGUUUCUGGGAUGUCUGAAUCUCUGACCCCAGGAGAGACAAUGGUUAGUGUUCCAGAAUUCCCUCAGGUGUCUGGAUUGAUUCCAGCAGGGGGGGCAGUUGAUAUUGCAAGUGGAACAUAUGUGGCUCCAACUACUGAAGCAGGAUAUAUUGAUCAUAUUCCAAUUGACGGUUCCAUGCCUAUAGCAGCAGAUAAAUUCUCUCCAGAUGUUGAUGCUGAUAUUUUGUUUGAUGGAAUGUCUAUGCUGCCAGACAUAAGUGAUUUUUCUUGGGAUCAGUUACUUCAAGGAUCACCUAUCCCAGAUGAAAUUGAGGUCGAUUCAAGCACCCAGGAUGCUGCUGCCAGCACAAAUGGCCCUGGAUCAAUACCGAAGGAAAAUAAAUGGGACAAUUCCAACAUGGAGCAGCUUACUCAACAGAUGGAACUUCUCUCAUCAGAAACAAAUGGGUGAAUCUUUUGAGUAUAUGAAUUUUGUGGGUUCUCAAGAUAUAACAUCCCUUGAUGUAGUAUCCCUCUCGAAAAGUGGCAAAGUGCUAAUAGAUUUUUCUGGAAAUUACUGCCAGUGGUCAUUAAAGACACCAUGCUCUCAUAUUUGCGGCUUCUUUCUAGUUAAGAGUGUCAAAAGUCUGCAAGCAGCUUUGCUAGGUAUAAAUGACCAGAGUGCACCCAACUGCUUGCUUUACUAGUUCAUCUUGCUAGGAAGGGAGGGGCAGUGCUAUAAGGGUGUACAAAGAUAUGUGUUAGUUCCCAUUGUGCAGAUCACUUAUUUCAUUUGUUUUGAACAGUUGAAGUUUGUUCGAGUUGCCCGUGACUAAUUAAUAGCCUCUGGUGCUGAUUCUCUAGCAUGUUAUCAUAUUGCUAACGGGGAAAGUAACAUCAUAAUCUUUAGUAUUUUCUACCUUACUGCUGUACUUCUGCAUUUUUCAGAUUAGUUAAUUCAUUUAGUUUAAAUAGUUGAAAUUUUGGUUAUGUGCUUCUCUAUUUUGUUGUGACAUUGACUCAAACUGUUGCAGUGUUCUGAUUUUAUGGAGUAUUAUUGCAAACAAA